CUUGCAGUGCGAAGAGAUCCAAAUACAAAGUGACAAGCGCAUCAAGCUAUGCGGCAUCAAAGUCGAGAGGGAGUCUGCCGCAACCUCGAAAACGAUGCGCUGAGCUGGUUAUAGGAAAUGCCGGCAACUCUUUAGCACGUUUACCCGUCUUUCAGAGGCUUCUCUUAGGCAUGCCGUUCGCUCAAGCACCUCGACAGCGCGUGUCUGUCGUGGCGGCAGCACCGCGCUCCUACUGGCGAUCAUCAUCACGGACGCCGACAGAGCGUGGAAUAUUGACCGAUUACACGCACGUCCUAUCGUAUACUGUCAAUCGCUACCCUGAUGUACCGAUAGUGCUUUACGGGCAUUCGCUUGGUGGCGCGAUCGCAGUUUGUCUCACUGCCCAGCUGAAGGCUUCCGACUACCCCACCGUUAAGGGGCUCAUUCUGGAAAAUCCGUUUGCUUCCAUUCCAGGCAUGGUGCGGGCCUUAUAUCCUCAGCGAUGGCUUCCCUACCGUUACCUCGCACCUCUCACGUUCGACAAAUGGGAUGCUGUUGCCGCAAUGCGGUCCGUGGACGUUAGGCAUGAUAGCUUGCUCGCACGACUAUCAACGAACAUGCUUGUUCUUCUCAGUGAGAAGGAUGAGAUCGUGCCGACGUCUAUGGGAGACGACAUCCGUUGCGACGGAGGGUCGUAAUCCGCGAUGCCCUGCAUCAAGAUGCUUGGACGACACGGCAAUGGGUCGCAGAGGUUACCAGCUAUUUGGAGCAAAUCAGUCAGCCGACAGACAAAGUAUGUG
Laetiporus sulphureus 93-53 is the source of this 779-nucleotide messenger RNA. RefSeq lists its product as uncharacterized. The coding region runs from base 171 to 677 and encodes 168 amino acids. NCBI's taxonomy places the organism in Eukaryota, Fungi, Basidiomycota, Agaricomycetes, Polyporales, Laetiporaceae. Gene Ontology annotation, cellular component: membrane. The transcript is spliced from 3 exons. Gene Ontology annotation, molecular function: palmitoyl-(protein) hydrolase activity. The record is from RefSeq and is a predicted model, not a curated record.